This is a messenger RNA of Chlorella variabilis, 954 nucleotides long. RefSeq lists its product as hypothetical. NCBI's taxonomy places the organism in Eukaryota, Viridiplantae, Chlorophyta, Trebouxiophyceae, Chlorellales, Chlorellaceae. The record is from RefSeq and is a predicted model, not a curated record. Gene Ontology annotation, biological process: ketone body biosynthetic process; L-leucine catabolic process. The transcript is spliced from 9 exons. Bases 1 to 954 code for a protein of 317 amino acids. Gene Ontology annotation, molecular function: hydroxymethylglutaryl-CoA lyase activity.
AUGCAUGAGUUUCUUGGGCGCUCGCUGCCGUCCAGUGUGACCAUAGUGGAAGUGGGGCCGCGAGACGGGCUGCAGAACGAGCCAGAAAAGGUUUCCACGGACGUCAAGGUGCAGCUGAUUGACCAGCUGACGGCCGCCGGGCUGCCGGUGAUAGAGAGCACCAGCUUUGUGUCUCCCAAGUGGGUGCCGCAGCUGGCGGAUGCAGCUGACGUGCUGGCACGCAUCGCACAGCGCCCCGGCGUGCGAUACCCGGUGCUAGCACCCAACAUGAAGGGGUUUGAGAAUGCGCUCAAGGCAGGGGCGCGAGAGGUGGCCAUCUUCACCGCCGCCUCCGAGGCCUUCAACCGCAAGAACCUCAACUGCUCCGUGGACGAGAGCCUGCGCAAGUUUGAUGACGUCAUGGCGGCGGCCAAGCGGGAGGGCGUGGCGGUGCGCGGCUACGUGUCAUGCGUGGUGGGAUGCCCCUACCAGGGCGAGGUGCUCCCGGAGGAUGCUGCCCGUGUGGCUGGGGCGCUGCAUGAGAUGGGGUGCUACGAGGUCAGCAUGGGAGACACCAUCGGCACAGGCACACCCGCCUCAGUGGCGGCCAUGUUUGAGGCGUGCAAGCAGCGGGUGCCGGUGGAGCGGCUGGCGGCGCACAUGCACGACACCUACGGCCAGGGCGUGGCCAACACGCUGGCAGCCCUGCAGAUGGGCGUCGCGGUGGUGGACUCGUCAGUUGCCGGGCUGGGCGGCUGCCCGUACGCCAAGGGCGCCACAGGCAACGUGUCGACAGAGGAUGUGGUGUACAUGCUGGAUGGCUUCGGCAUCCGCCACGGCGUGGACAUGGAGCGCCUGCUGGAUGCCAGUGAAUUCAUCUGCAGGGCCCUGGGCAGGAGGAACAACAGCCGGGCUGCAGAGGCGCUGCUGAAGAAGCGGCAGGCCAGGCGGGAGGCGGCGCCAGCGGCAGCGUGA